Messenger RNA from Owenia fusiformis, 1198 nucleotides. The record is from the annotation of a GenBank genome assembly. Lineage: Eukaryota; Metazoa; Annelida; Polychaeta; Sabellida; Oweniidae.
AAUAUACUAGUCUUUUAAUCAAUGCAGUCCACUGCUUGAGAGUAAUUCACUUAUUACCAGUGUGACAUAGUAAGGUACUGUCAUUGAAGAGAUAGUCCAUUGCUGGUGAAUAUUCAAUUAUUCAUAAAUACCUAACAUAUUAUAGUGCUGCCCUCUUUUAGCCAAAUUCAACCAACUGAAUACACAAUAAAUUAACUUGUAGUUAAACCCAGAGUCCCAUCUAUUUUUAAUGUAGUGAUUUGACAUCGGCCCUUUCAGUGAUAAAACUAGGUCAGGUCAUUACAAUUUGGUGUCAGAAGUGGUGAUCUCUUAUUGUGUCAUAUUUUAGUGAACAUAAAACAAGCAUUUUACAUAAUCCAAAAUAUCGUAAAAAUGGCGUCGCGAAGUACAAGUCCGGAGAAUAGCCUAGUCGGUGAUUCCGGGAGUAUCCAGUCUCCUCCUGCAUCAGGUGAGGAGACUGUCAAAAAAGUUCAUAUAACUGACGAUGACGUGUCAAUGGACAUUCCUGCUAGUCAAACAACCGGCGCUAUCGCCAAAGACAGCGGUGUGAAUACAAUGAUUGAUACGCAGGUUUCGUCAGAUCCACAUCCAAUUCUCAAUCCAGUCAUUUCAUUGCCUGAUACAAUUAAAUGGUCUGAACCAACUACAUCGUAUGAAACAAUCGGUGGCGCGCGUCCAAAGAAUGCAAAAUUUGAUGACGUUCGAACCAAAUUGACUUUCGGAGAAUCUAAAAGGGAAUCGCCUUUUGAACAAAUCAAAUCAAAUCUCCCGAUACCAAGAAAUGAUCAAUAUUUCGGAAAUCAGUUUCCUGAUCCCAUACAAACUGAAGAGGUCACUCCAUCGCGUCCCCGUCUUAGGCGUCAAGGUCGCAUAUAUGUACCACCUCAUGCUCAAUAUGAUCAACGUGACCCUCAGAUUAGACUAAAUCAACCACCUCAGUCAUUUGAACAUCAGCAAUUUGCUCCUUCACGUUUUUCUACCGGAUCAUAUGCCCCUCCUUGGGACUAUGCCGAUAUGUACGGACCUCAAAUGUAUGGUUAUCAUGAUCCUCAUUCAAUGUAUAGACCGCGAUUUCCUCCUCCAUUGCAUCCUGGGUUUGCUCAUGCCAUGGGUGGAUUUCCUCCAUCUAUGCCAUUUCCAAACUAUUCUGGUUCAGCGCCACCUUUCAAUGUUCAAAAUAUUCCUAUGAACAUGCGCG